Mizuhopecten yessoensis (Yesso scallop) is the source of this 1268-nucleotide messenger RNA. RefSeq lists its product as uncharacterized. The record is from RefSeq and is a predicted model, not a curated record. The coding region runs from base 95 to 1042 and encodes 315 amino acids. Lineage: Eukaryota; Metazoa; Mollusca; Bivalvia; Pectinida; Pectinidae. The transcript has 4 exons.
CUUACAUAUGAAAUGAAAAUUAAAUACACAACUGGCUCCAGACAAACCCAUACGUCUCUAAGCAACAAGAUUGAAAACUUUUAAACCUAUAAAUAUGCUGUCAAUCCGAUUGCCCUUCAUUGUUUGUGUAUGGAUAAAUGUUUUCGAUGUCGUGAAUGGACAUGGCCUAAUGUUGGACCCACCCGGAAGAAGCAGCAUGUGGCGGGUUGGCUUUGGUACCCCAAGCAACUACGACGACAAUGGGCUGAACUGUGGAGAUCUGCAUCAACCCCUAGACUUCAUGAGCGGAAAUUGCGGCUUAUGUGGGGACCCAUUAGAACAGGAACCGAAAGAGAACGAGGCUGGUGGGAAGUUUGCCACAGGGAUCAUUUCAAAAUACUACCACAAGGCCGAAAUCAUUAAAAUUAAAAUACUGUUAACAUCGAAUCACGGAGGGUUCUUUGAAUUCCGCCUCUGUGAAAAUAAUGAUGUGACGACUAGAAUAACAAGAAAAUGCUUAAAACACUUGUUGGUCAAUCCGGAUACAGGAGAGACAAGGUACCCAGUUGUGCUCUCACAUCAGACCAUUGAUGUGUCUGCAAAACUUCCGGGGAAUGUGACGUGUUCACAAUGCGUCUUGCAAUGGAGGUAUCGAACAGCAACCACCAUUCAUUAUACCGAAGACAAUUGUGAAUUAUGCGGUGAUCAGGAAGAAUUCUAUGCAUGUUCAGAUAUUGCGAUCAUAGACCCGAAUGUGCCGACCCCGCCAGUAAAGACGGGUACAACCACAACUAGUUCGAAUACCACUGCUGAACGUACCACAAAAACUACCCCUAACACUACUACUACCACAGAAACUACCACCAAAACUUCCCCUUCAACGACCACUACCACCACUGAUAUCCCUACCACCACUUCUGCCCCGUCUACCAUCCCUCCCACCACCGACCACCGACCUGGUGACAGCUGUAUAUCUAUUUCUAACAUCGAUGACGCCUGGUGUGACCUGAACUGCCAUCACUCACCGCCAUUUUGUCCGAUUUUCUUAUGCAAGUGUUUGUAAAGGUCGAAACAGCCUUCGCGUUCACAUAUAACUGAUACAAUCUUCGCCUGUUUCACAACUGACGUUUACCGACUUUCCUUCGUAUAUUUGUUAUUGCAUUCAUCUUUAUUACCAGUCAUCCGUCUGCCUUAACGUUGUUGUAACCAUCAGUAAGUGCUGUUGUCAUUGACAGUUGUCUUAUAUGGCAAUCUCUCUAAUAUUCUAAAAUAUAUCGUGGAUGUGAAAU